GCAACUAUACAAGUCGUGUUCGUUGAAAUAUCUCGGAAGGUUCCCAGCAAUGGACAAACAUCGUGGUGACUGGAUUUGAUCACACAUAUCCAUCUGCUAUCUUUAUUAAGAUCCGUUGUGACCAUCUUAGUUUGUGUAAGGCAAUGGACAGAAAAAGAGGUGCAAGAAUAUCGCAACACGUUUCUUUGCGAUCGGAUUUCGCGGUCGGAAAACCAACAAGUUGUUGAUUCGAAAAUUAUAUGAAACUCAAUCAUUAAGUAAGCUGUAAAAAAGGGGUCGUUUUGAUGUCGAUAUAACGUGAUUUCUGGAUUAAGAAGGUUUCAAUUUCCGAUUUGAUCGCUAGAUUUGUUUGGAACAUAGGCAAUUAGAUUGAAAUUAGCAGACAGAAAGCGGGAGAUGUAAUUCAAGACGGAAAUUCCCGACAUCUUCAUGUCGCAGCACGCGCAGUAUCCGCGCAAGGUGUCAAUGUGCAAUCUGCAGUCAAAUUUAGUCGGAUUUAGAUUUAAUUCCUCUGAAAUCAAAAUUGCAGUUGUUUUGUUUGUCGGAAUAGUAAAUAAAACAGAACUGUGAUCAAUCGUUAUGGGUUAUUUGAACAAAUACGCUCACUAAAUUGUUAGUUUGUCCAUGGUCCCUUGUGCGUGCUUUUGGUGACUGGGGGACCUUCUAUUUGGAGAGGCAGCGUUAGAAUAUCCCCCACUUUUUGUAGCAAUUAUUCUGACAUUGAUAAAGAUUACUCCCCGAUCCCGCUAGAUUAAGCUAUAAAAGGGUUAAACAAAUUCAAAUAAAAGGAAUUAAAUUUGAAAAUCGCUACAGAAAUAAUUACAAGUGCAAUAAAGAUUGUCGCUAAUCACAAUACAAUUAAUUGUAGGCCGAAUGUCAACCCAGUAGUAUAUGAAUUAUCAUUGGACAUUAUUUACCUAUAAUUGAGACAGAUUUGUCCGAGGUAUCACAGAAGAAAUCAAAUCAACUAACAUUAAUUUUCACGGUGCGAUAGUUAUUCCGCAAUAUUGCAUCAUUUUUCUUGCGGCAAAAUUUAUCAGGUGCGCUCUCGUUUUUCCGUGGACUCGAGGGACCAUGGAAAAAAAAAGUCUGAAAAUUUGUAUCUCUUUAUAUUGCUUUUUUUACUGUAAUAUUUACAAAAAAAUCCCAGCGAUUCUUGCUUAGAAACAUUAAAGACAUUCAACAGGACUGCUCAUGCGGCAGUUUUAACAAUCCAACAAGUGUAUUUUAAUGAUGCAGAAUAAUUUACAGAAGUGGUUAAAACGUUUUAACAGCAUUCGUUUAUCAGGUUGACUUCGUUUCUCCAUAUGCAUAAAUUAAAUUAAAAUAAAAAACCAAGAUUUUAAGAUAUUGAAAAAAAAAAUGACGUUACCAAUGAAUGUAAUGUCACAGAAGGAUGUUUUUAUUUUAGCCCUCAAUGCAUUUCUUUUUUUUUUCUUUUUUUUUUUUUUUUAUCUUUUUAGAAAUUCUCUUUCUUUUAUGCUACAUCUCAUUUUAAAGGCUCUAAUACAAUUAGAUAAUUGACUCAAUAUGAAAUGAAAAAACUCCAACAUUUCCCUUUGAUUAAGAUGUAAAGUAUCAAAAACCUACCAUAAUGGGAAUAACUUAUUAUCUUAUCCCCAACCCCUUUCUUACUAAAGCUAAAACCGAACAUAGAAAUUAAGAGCAUAAUUAUCCACUAGGAAAGCGCGCGCAAUACUGCGCGAUCAUUAAGACAUAAUUUGAAUUGACAAAUCGAAGACAAUCGUCGUUUCAACACGAGCGAUGAAUUAUCAUGAUUCUGUUAAUUUGUUUGCGAUUAAGCACGAUUGACACCGUUUUGGACAUGGACAGGUAAAUCGGGUAUUGUCGAGAAUUAUAACAGUAACUUGAUGGCAUUUGUGAAGCGCGAGUCGUGUGACCUCUAACCCUCUGUUGUUUACCUUUAGAAUUUUACCUGAUCGUUGAACAGGAGGUAUUCCUGUUCACAGAAAACUGUUUGUUCAAUUAAUCCUAGAUUGUUAAAUAUGUUUGGUAUCGAGGAAGGUGAUAUAUGUUGCGCGCGCCGGGCGCGUGCCACCUGUCCCUUCUUACCUGGCUCUGUCGUCUGGUCCGGGGCGGUCAUAUCAAAAGCAACUCAGAUAACACGACAAGAUCAAAUCAUUGUAUAAUUUUCAUUUAAGAGUACCGUUAAUUAUCCGUCUGACAAAGAGGGUCCCGGGGUAUAUAGAGAGGGGGACACUGUACCUCGCCAUUCAAACACAAACCUCAGACGCGACGCACGAACAUGAAAUAUUUCGAGGAUUUAGAUAAUGUCGACAGAGUGACGCUGACGACACUAGGACCCCCACGUGACUUUGGAGGGGACCACGACCAGUACCCAGUGGUGUGGAAUAAGGGUAACUUUUUUGAUGAUGGCAUUUUAUCUCGAGCCGAAGUUUUGGCGGCCGUGGACAUACCCAAGCAAUCGUCACAAAACUUAAUGAAACACGAUGGACUUUACCAUGGUCACACGGCGGACCUAGGGGGACACAAUGUUACCCCACCCCGUCAUCAAAUGCAGAUGAACUGCCACACGGGAUUCGGUCCGGGGGACUCUAUGUUGGAACAGUUAACAUCCAACCAUGGGAUGUCGCUUGGCGGGAUGCCUGACAACCACUACAGCAUCGCUAACUCAAUACCCCACAGCCACCACCAAAUGUUCCAGCCCAGCGUCUGUACCAAUCUCAACGCCAUGGGAAGCCACCACACAUUUCCCGGACACCACCCCGUGCACCCCGCCAUACACGAUACAGAGUGCGACCCCCGGGAACUAGAGGCGUUUGCUGAAAGAUUCAAACAACGGAGAAUAAAACUGGGGGUCACACAGGCCGAUGUCGGGGCCGCGCUGGCCAACCUCAAACUACCGGGUGUCGGGUCCCUAAGUCAGAGCACAAUUUGUAGAUUUGAAUCAUUAACUUUGAGUCACAAUAACAUGAUUGCCCUGAAGCCCAUUCUUCAGGCUUGGCUCGAAGAGGCCGAAAGACAAGCUCGAGAGCGAAAGGAAGCGGAAGCUGGUGGUUUAGCUGCCGAACGGAAGCGGAAGAGAACCUCUAUAGCAGCUCCAGAAAAACGUUCAUUGGAAGCAUAUUUCGCGGUACAGCCUCGCCCGUCAGGGGAAAAAAUCGCACAAAUAGCAGAAAAAUUAGACUUAAAGAAAAAUGUUGUCAGAGUUUGGUUUUGUAAUCAAAGACAGAAGCAGAAACGGAUGAAAUUUUCCGCGGUGGCGCCUCACUGAGCCGGGAAAUUUCACAUUGAAUGUGGCAUAUGCACAACUCCACGGGUUCCGGUCGCCUGUAGGUGGACGCGGGGCGUUCCCCGUGGACACUUCCGGUCAAGUUUCUGUCUACCCUGCUGACAAUGUGACAGAAAUUUUCCGGGUACUUAUUUGAUAUGUGAGUAUGUUAUUGGAUUUUAUAUUUUUCGAUAUAUGUGACAGUUUUUUUUUUAGCGUUUUGCGAGCACGGUUCAAGCUAAUAUUUUGUGUUAAAUUUUCUGUGUGAAAUCGUCAGACUUUUCUUUUAGUAUAAAAUGAAUGUUUCAUUGGAAAUAUUUGUACUUGUACCUACUUAUUUAAUCAACUAUUUAUUUUAUAUUUCCUACAUGCAAUGAAUAAUUUAUAUGUUUCUUAAGAGAUGUUAUUUAUUUUGUUAAUUUAUAUUAUUUAUUGGUGGUUUAUUUUACCUGUCUCAUUAUGUAUAAUACAUUUUUGUGAUCAUUAAAAUCAGAAGAAAACCUAAACGAUUGAUCCAUUAGUUACAAAUUGCAUAGGGAUAAAAUUCGAUAGAAAUAGGGCCGUUUAUUGAAAUGUAUAAAAAAUGUAAUUGAUUUUUUAAUGUAAAUUUCGACAGCAUUUUAAAAGCAACAUUUCAGAAAUUUCAUAAUUAGAAGAAAGUAAAUUUCGACUGUUCAAAGCAGCACAUUUUUAAUCUCCAAACCUGAUUAUACCUGCCGCUCGAUAGAAACUUUGUGAAAUUACUGUCAACAUAUUGUCUUUGAUGUUGCCUUUGCAAGUCACAGUUGAGUUUUCAGGCUAUAAAAACGAGCUUUAUUUCUGACAUUAGCAGACUGGAAUUCUCUGUUUCUCUCUUACAAAGAAGACAAUAUCAUUAACGGUACAAGCAUUAGCGGAUUGAGCGUUUUAUUGUUGGUCCAGAAGUACUCUACACAGAGUAGCACUCCGGGGGAAGUCCCUGGGCGCGCACCUGUCUCCCGUCACAAAUUGAUCUCUGUAUUCCACCGUUCUUAUUUGUUUGUUUUUGUUAUCAAAUUUGUUGGUGUACAAAUGAAAACUGAUUUCAUCAAGUGAUUGUGUAUUUCAUUUGUAAAAUAAAAUAUGAGA
Molecule: messenger RNA, 4360 nt
Organism: Magallana angulata
Lineage: Eukaryota; Metazoa; Mollusca; Bivalvia; Ostreida; Ostreidae
Product: POU domain, class 4, transcription factor 3-like
Exons: 3
Coding region: 2267-3256 (329 amino acids)
Biological process (GO): regulation of transcription by RNA polymerase II
Molecular function (GO): RNA polymerase II cis-regulatory region sequence-specific DNA binding; DNA-binding transcription factor activity, RNA polymerase II-specific
Source: RefSeq, a predicted model, not a curated record